CUCGGUGUAGCGUUCCCCCUCCAACCAAUGAAGAGAGCCCUCUUAGCUGCCAAUUGUUCCUACAGGGAUGGCCGGGACCUCGGCGGAGAAGCUGUGACCAGCCACCUCAUUGCUCGUAUGGAACUUGCAACUUGGUAGUCGGGCACCUCUCAGCUCCAGCUCUUUCCCAGAUUCUGCGGAUUCUGCUUCAAACCUUGGAAAAAGCUUGGAACUUGGAAUUUAGAAUUCUGUCCUGACCGCAUCUGAUCCAUCCAUUUGCUGCCUCGCUCCUGCCGCCGUCGCCGCCGCCCACAGCUAAACCACAACAACGAAGCUCCAGAACAGCAGGGUUCUUCCACGUAGCCCCAACCCCAUUCUUUUUCACAUUAGGAUUAGGUGUUAGGUGCCACUUGCUUCCCCCCAGCCCGCUAUUUUCCAGGUUCAACCGUCGCAAAACAACCUCGGAAGUUUACCACUUACAAACCCAUUUCCCAACGGCGGAUAACGACCAGCGAACAGCGAACAACGAAGAGCUACGUCUCGGUAUAUGGUCACUGUUCUCUUGACCUAGGUAUCGGCAUCUGCUUAAUAACAACCAAGGCCUUUUUCGAUCGGGUCGCGGCCGGAUUGUUUGCGUUGUGAUCUGCAUACCACUAUUUACUCCACCGCUCCGCGCGAGGGCCUUCUUUAUAGGCUUAAGUUUGCGAUGGUCCAGCCUGAAUAAAUGUCGUCGUCGUACGAAUCCUCGAGGUCUCGCCGGAGGGGCGCCUGGGGCCACUGGGUUCCCCUCGUCGUUACCCUCACUGUCGCGACAGUCGGCGUCGCCGCUUGGGCAUGGAGCCAACGUACCAACGAACACGAAGAAGAGGAGAGCGAUCCUGAGCCCGCCGACCUCGAUUACGAAAAUGCCGACUAUGGCGAGAACCCGCCUUACGGCGCAACUGGAAGAGUGUCCCGUCCACCGGGCGACGGUGCCGAUCCUUCCUUUCGACCCGAGGACGUGAGCUACGGCGUCGACGAGAUGCAUCCGGAAGCGACUGGUGUCUCUGCGGGAUGGGGAUCUCAAGUGUCCGGUGCUCUGCGACGCACUCCUAGCCCGCAGCAGUUCCUCUCCAACGCCGGAAAGACGGUCGUGGCAGGAAUGGCAGGAGUCGGUGCAGCCGUUGGUAGUGCGCUAGCUGCUAUACGAGAAGAUGAUAAGAACGCUUAUGCUGACCAUGAGACUUGGUCAGAGGAAGCCGAGGCUCGAAAGGAGAAAACAUCGCCACCUCAGUCUAAAGACUCUGGCAAACGGCGGAAGACGGUCGCGAUCGUGGUCUCAGCAGACACCAAUAUGGAUGAGUUCGACGCAGAGGGGUUUCAUGAACAUGCUUCGAUCCUUACUCAUAUACCGCGGACUGCCGAUUUUUCCAAGAUCAAACUAUUCGUAUUGAUCUAUGCGCCAGGUCUCAAGGACACCGCCCUUGAAACAUCACCUAGUAAUCUACCUCCAGCAUCUUUAAGUUCGUCGUUCUCCAACAUCGCAAACGAGCAAGCUCACACGCCAGGAGAAGAGGUGAAAAGUCCAUUGCUGAGCUCUACCGUCAAUACGCCUUUCAAUGCAGUAUACUCUCAAGCGUUAGCGCUAGUGGAAAAGGAGACCAUGAUUCUACCAUUUACAUCUGCCAACGGCCAUGUACACAUUCUUCGUCACUUACAGCCCGAUGUAGUCUACCUCCAAGAGUCUCUUGCUGGCGAAGAUGGGGCUGUGGUCACGCAGCUACAGACUUGGCUCAAAUAUGACGUGAUCCUGGUGGUCGGAGCUGAUGGUGGCCAUGGUGGGCUUGCGGAUAGCGAAUCGGAGGCCGAAAACGCAGAGAAGAAGAAAAAGAAGGAAGAAGAUCUGUGGUGGCAACGAGAAGAGCGGGUUGGAAGAGGCAGAGGUGUCGUGGUUGUUGACAGCCUACGGGUUGGUGACGAUUGGGCGCGUAGGGUUCAAGGCAAGGAGUGAUAAUAUUUUAGUAUCACACGGGGAAUGGUGACAUGAGUGGAACGAAUGAAUCGGCGGUCUUGUCUUUGCAAUUUUUGAAAUAAAUUUGGAUAUUUGGACACGUCCUUUGUAACGGCAGAUAUAUGAAUUACCUCUUCCAAAGGUACCUAUCCACGAGGUGGUUUGCGAUUGAGUACAGGUUAUGUAAGUAAUAGGACAUGUAUAUAUUUUUUCUUGAACAUUUAUACGGUUAUGCAUUUAUACCCAUAUUCUAUGUAUUUUUGGACGGUGAUUGCACGUAAGAAAGUUAGCAAAUUUACCAGUCUUUUUAA
This is a messenger RNA of Annulohypoxylon truncatum, 2280 nucleotides long. RefSeq lists its product as uncharacterized. The record is from RefSeq and is a predicted model, not a curated record. The transcript has 3 exons. The coding region runs from base 704 to 1969 and encodes 421 amino acids. NCBI's taxonomy places the organism in Eukaryota, Fungi, Ascomycota, Sordariomycetes, Xylariales, Hypoxylaceae.